UCUGCCGACCAAUCAGAGGCUGCUGCAGGGUCUGCUGACUCUCACAGGAAGUAAACGGAUCCAAUCAGGAGACAGUAAAGUUCAUCAAAGAGAAGCUGGAUGAAGAAAGUCUGUCUGCAGAGAGAAGAAUGAACCUGCUCCACUGUCUGAACGAACUCAACGACCACACUCUGCUGGAGGAGAUACAGAAGUAUAUGAGAGAAGGAGAACUUUUCUGGAUAAAUUCUCCUGCUCAGUUGUCUGCUCUGUCCUUCAUCUUACUGUCCUCAGACUCAGACCUGGAGGAGUUUGACCUGAGGAAAUACCAGGCCUCAGAGACAGCUCUCCUGUGUCUGCUGCCGGUGGUCAGAGCCUCCACCAAAGCCCUUCUUUGUGGCUGUGGUCUGUCUCCUCACAGCUGUGGUCCUCUGGCCUCAGUCCUCAGCUCCUCCAGUCUCACACAUCUGGAUCUCAGUCACAACGACCUCCAGGACUCAGGAGUGGAGCUGCUGUGUUCUGGACUGAAGAGCGCCCCCUGCAGACUGGAGACGCUCAGGCUGUCUGGAUGUCUGGUCUCAGAGAGGGGCGGGGCUGCUCUGGCCUCAGCUCUGAGCUCCGCCCCCUCCCACCUCAGAGAGUUGGACCUGAGCUACAACCAUCCAGGACCCUCAGCAGAGCUCCUGACCGCUCUACGGAACCGGCGCCCCCUGCUGUCUGUCAGGUUGGAUCCUGCUGGAGAGUGUUGGAUGGUCCCAGGUCUCAGAAAAUACUCCUGUGAGUUCUCUCUGGACCCAAACACAAUUCACAGAAAACUCAAACUGUCUGAGGACAAACAGAGAGUCACCAGUGAGAAAGAGGAGCAGCUGUAUCCAGAUCAUGAGGACAGAUUCACAGACCAGACUCAGGUCCUGAGCUCCUCUGGCCUGAGGGGGCGCUGUUACUGGGAGGUGGAGUGUAACUGGGAGGUCGAUAUAGCAGUGAGUUACAGAAGAAUCAGACGGAGAGGAACAAGAGAGGAGAGUAGUAAGUUUGGAGAAAACGAUCAGUCCUGGAGUCUACAGGUCAGUGAGGGACAAUACAGCAUCAAACACAACGGCUCAGAAAAAUACAUGGAGUCUCCACAAGAACUUUCAUUACAUGAUGCCAGAGUGGGUGUGUUCCUGGACACUGAGGCUGGAUCUUUGUCCUUCUAUGAGGUGGGGUACUGUAAAACUGAUGAACUGAUCCAUCUCUACACCUUCACCUCCUCCUUCACUGAGCCUCUGUUCCCUGGGUUUGGGCUGUGGUGGAAUGACAGUUCAGUGUCUCUUGUGAACAUGAAAACACAGUAAAAUAUACUAAGGAGGUGUUGUCAGAUGUCUUAGAUAAAUGUGCUUUAUUGAGUAUCCUGUAUUUGGCAGAAAAUGGUGUGUGUGUGGUUCCGUGGGAAACAAAGGCAUAAAAAAUGUAUCGUCAAUAACUUUGCAACUGUACAAAACAAAUACACAUGGACAUAAUAAACAAACUCUAAACAUAAGUUUUCUGCCACAGUAAAAGUGUGUUUCAGUAAAGAGUUCAAAAGAUUUAUAAUAAUUUAGUAAUAAUUAUGUUCUAAUUCAUCUGUUAUAAUUUCAUGCUAAAAACUUGCCAUUUGUUAAAAAUAAUCGCUAUGCGCUCUAGUUUUGGUUUACUUGCAUCUUAUUUUGAAGGCCUCAGGAAGUGGUCACAAUGCAUUAUGGGUUUCACGUGACGUCACAGGGCGACGUUUGUCAGCGCAUAAAAUCAGACGGAGGGCAGGAAGUGAAGCGACUGGAGGAAAAUGUCGAUGUGCCAAUCGUUCCAACCGAGAGAAGGAAAAGCGAUUUUUUUAGAGUACCAAAUAUAGUCGUCCACAAAGGUCAGAAAUGAGACAGAACAACGCUGUAAAAAGUGGAUUACAAACCUGUUUACGGUCGGGAGGAGCAGAAUCCGCAAACGCUCGUGUCUGCAGUGACCACUUCAUCAAAGGUUUGUUACAAAGAUAAAUAGUUUUUUGUGGUUUACCUAAACAUAAACGAAUCAUUAACGACGAAUGACGUUUGCUGACAUUAAAUAGUUCAGAUAAAUCGGUCACUGCUGAUACACUGCAGUUUUUCCCAUAACGUCUAUACACAUAAAAUAAGAGAAACACUCACCCCGGCCAAGACCAAACCAUAAUCAUCAUUUAGGCGUUUUGCACCGAGGUUGAGGAUCCAUCCACUGACAAAAAGAGUUCUAUGUCUCCAAACUUUUGUACUUUGCCUUCAUCUGUUGUCUGGUGUAGAACGACGUCUGAAGAGCUCAAUAGUUUGUGAUCUCCUUUGCCUCGAUUGUCGGCAAAUCUUUUACUUUGGUUGAAAAUUCUCUCAUUUUCAAUAAGAUUGGGGUUGUGGGAAAUAUUCUGUGUCGAUCGUGCUGAUUCACCCAAUAUUUUGUACCUUGGAAUGACAACAGGGUGAAAAACACGUAUGACUAUCUGUAGUGCUAUAAAAGACAUGUUUUUCUGUACUUUGAGAUGCCACGAAGCAGAAAACUGAUGUAUGUGAACCCCGUGGCAUGUACCCACCCCUGAUAAAGUGCACCGGGUCAACAUUAUUGUUCAUUUUCUUCUGUAUAUGCUAAAUCAACAAGUUAAUGUUUUGUCAGAUGUGUGGUAUAAAGCUACUCCUCGUUGUGAGUUGGGCAGAGGUGACAGUUGUACUUGGUGAUCAACUUGAAUCUCUGAAUGGAAAAUGCUGAAAUAAAGUGGCCUGUUUCUCAGAUCCUC
Messenger RNA from Boleophthalmus pectinirostris (great blue-spotted mudskipper), 2743 nucleotides. RefSeq names its product erythroid membrane-associated protein-like. Lineage: Eukaryota; Metazoa; Chordata; Actinopteri; Gobiiformes; Gobiidae. The record is from RefSeq and is a predicted model, not a curated record. Gene Ontology annotation, molecular function: protein binding. The transcript is spliced from 5 exons. The coding region runs from base 129 to 1310 and encodes 393 amino acids.